AUGUCGUACGCAUCCGAUGUCUACGCUCGUCUCGGCUCCGAGCUCGAGCUGUAUGACUCGCUACUUUCUACAGCCAGCACCCCGAUCGAAAAGGACUCUGAUGUUGAAAGCAAGUCGAACCUGCAAGACAGCAGCAAAGCACACCAUGAGGCGGUGCAGGACCAAAAGAGGCCCAUUCAAGAUGUUCUAGCCGCAAUCCGACCCGUUGAUGGGCCGCAUACGCUGCCGUCUCGAAAAACGCUGCUUAGCCUGCUAGACAAGCUGGAUGCAAUAGCACAACCGUCGGAUGCCAGUAUCGAGCCUCGCCUAGAGGAACUCAAGAUCGUCGCUUUAUCUCGUCUGGUGGUAGCGACAUAUGCAGUCGCUCUCGAAACGCUGCUUCAAGAUGCCAGCAAGCUCGAAGACGAGACAUGGUAUUGGACCGACAUCGAAGAGUCGACGCAAAAGACUUUGUCGUACCUGAUCCAGACUCUUCCAGUGCGUUUGCUCAACGUUGGCAGAGAGGUGUUGGAGCUCGCAGCCAACACAGCUACAAGUACACUCAAGAGUACAAUCGACACUAGCACCUCGUCAAAAGUGAGGAAAGUCGAUAUGGACACGGUGCGUGCUGCUUUACGCAGUAUCCUCGACACGCCCAACCUGGUCACCUCCAUGCUGUUUCCCUAUGCGUUCCGCGUGGAGAGAGGUAUUAACCUCGAUGCCAUCCUCGCAGAGCGCGAUGAACAGAAGCGACAGGUGGCAACUCUGCGAACACAGCUCGAUGCCAACAGUCAAGCGGGCGAUAAUCUUUCCGUCAUCUCGAAAACAACCAAGAAGCAACGUGUCAAGGCGUUACGCUCGACGCUGCAGACUCUUACUCCGACCUAUCUUGUGCGCCAUGAGGCGAGAUGUAAGCGUCGAGGAUUGGUCAACGAGCGCAACCGCCUGGCUGAGGCGCUUGGCCGCUUGGCUCUGCAGCAUGAAGCGCUGGCUGACCAGGCACAGGAGCUUGGCGCUUCUUCGACCGAUUCGACACCUUCCAAUCACAUUGUGCUCGGUCAUCUGAACGCCAAACUCAAGGUACUCGUCGAAAGUUUCGCUGAGAGCCAGAAAAAGCCCGAUACUAAAGCCGAGCAAGACUUGAGCGACGUCAAGAUCGACAUGAACGCUAGCCUAACUGCCGAUUCCACGCUCAGCACGCUUCGACUGUUGUUAAAAGAAGGCUUCGAGGAACAAGAAAAGCGAACGGAAAAAGUGCUGUCUCCCACAGUGUUUGGGCAACCUUCCGCAUUCGUUCAGCGAUGGCCCAAGCUCGUCUUCUACCCUGUCGGUCUAUUGCUUCUCGCUCGAUACCUUUCAAACAACUGGAAUGGUAUCGAGGCGAAAAUGAAAGAGGCACAGGAGACGGCGCGAAGCUUCCUGAUUGGGUGGGUGUGGGAGCCAUGCGUAGCUCUGCUUGACACUAUCCGACACGGCAACGAAGGAAGCGUAAUCAUGUCUCGUGAAUCGCUCGCUUCGGAUUUGCAAUCGCUAGAGAGGAUGGUGAGCGAUUUCACUGCAGAUAAGUAUGGCACGUCGGGUGCCGAACUCGAAGCUCUCUCUGCCAAAGUGAGGGAAGGCGAUCUCACCCCUGUUCUUCGAGUGUACGAAACAGAGAUGAAGAGUCCCGUCAAAUCGAUGGUGACCGGCUCACUGAUCCGCUCCUUGCUGAUCCAGAUUCAAAAAGCCAAGGUCGACCUGGAAGUGGCCAUGUCGGGCAUCGACAAGCUGCUCAAGAGCCAGCAGCUUCUUUUCGGCGCUGUGGGUAUUGCGCCGGCGUUGGGCAUUCUAUACAUCUCGCAGAGUUACGUGCGUACCAAGCUGUUGACGCUUAGCACAUCGAGGUCCGAGUCAUCGGGUCGAGGAUAUCAGAUGCGCGCAUGGGAAGCUAUGCGUCGUGUCGACCGACUGCUUUCUUCUCCUGCCACAGCUGAUGGAGCGCCUAAAGCAUCGAUGGAGAAGCCGCAACAACGUCGCGAUGAUUUGACGCAGGGCUUGUUACUGCUGGACCUGUCGACCUUGCGUUCGGCAUCAGGACCGCUGCUGAUGAACUUGUCAAAGGGAAAGAAGGCCGUAGCGCGUCGUUUGCAGCGUCAAUUCCUGCAAGACAUUCGCGACCUCGAAUCGGGGGAGCACAGCGCUGUCGAACGCAUGUGGAGGAGCUGGGGACAUUCGGUGUUGCGCUUACCGGCACACUAA
Molecule: messenger RNA, 2217 nt
Organism: Mycosarcoma maydis (corn smut)
Lineage: Eukaryota; Fungi; Basidiomycota; Ustilaginomycetes; Ustilaginales
Exons: 1
Coding region: 1-2217 (738 amino acids)
Cellular component (GO): mitochondrial outer membrane
Source: RefSeq, a predicted model, not a curated record